Molecule: messenger RNA, 528 nt
Organism: Kuraishia capsulata CBS 1993
Lineage: Eukaryota; Fungi; Ascomycota; Pichiomycetes; Pichiales; Pichiaceae
Exons: 1
Coding region: 1-528 (175 amino acids)
Source: RefSeq, a predicted model, not a curated record
AUGCAUACCAAAUUAUGUCUACUAGCUCUCUUCAUCCUACCAACCUCUGCCGUAUUCAGAGAUAGGCCCGCAACCUUUGACGAAAUCGAUCCUUUUGUCCAAUGCAUUGCAAAUCUUCCCAUUCCUUACAACUAUACAAUUACAAGAUUUGGAGGACUUGAAAUCAUGCCUGGCAUAUACGGCUUGGAUGAUACCAGCCUGAAUUCAGAUCUGAAUCGCUGUAUCUGGAAGCUCUCUUGUAUUUCUAUGGGCUUUUCCUGUCCUCGUGCUAACUCUAGAUUGGCAACAAGAUCACAUCUAAUCACUAUGGUCUCAGGGCAUGACAUGAUAAGGGAUGGCCUACGUGCACAGAAUGAUGAACCGCCCUAUGAAAUGGGGAUCAGUUAUGAAGUUUGGCAGAGAGAUGACUCUGAAAGCGAAAGCUCCAAUUCGAGCGUAUAUUCUGAUUCUGAUGGUACAGUGAACUCGGAUACAGCUCCUUGGAAUCAACUUUAUCCGGUAAAUCCCGCUUAUUGGUCAUAUAAUUAG